AUGAAGCAGUAUGACGAAGAGAAAAAUCUGUAUUUAGGGGGAGAACAACGCAUGGAACCGUCAGUCAACAGUGAGCCUUUCACAGAAGUGGUUGAUUUCAGUGUCCAACCAAGCAGCACAACUGAGAAGACAAACAUGUCGAAGCUGGCCGCCUAUCCCGUCGACAAGGAAAGCGUGAUGGUGGACAAGUACACCUUCACGCUCCCUGAGCUGUACCGAGAGAUUGCGAAGGAGGAACUCCGCGAGACGGAUCAGGUGCGCGACGUAGCGAUGACGCAGAUGCGCGAGUGGAUAAUCCGCAACAAGUACAUCCACAUGUGCCGCACGGAUGCCUUGUUUCUGUUGCGAUUCCUGCGUGCCAACAAGUUCUCGGUACCGAUGGCAUGCGAAGCCCUCGAGCGCUAUCUGGCUGUUCGUGAGAUGUACCCGGGAUGGUUCAAGCACAUAGAUAUCAUGGAACCUGCUACGCAAAUCUUGCUCAAGGAUGGGCCUGUUUCUGUCCUUGGUCGGGAUAGUGCCGGUCGAACAGUGAUUCUUAUUCGAAUGGACCUAAUCAACGCUGACCUGGUGACGCCAGUGCAGAUAUGUCGGUAUCUAACGCUGAUGGUAGAAACGAUGCUCGAAUCGGAAGAGGUCCAAAUUGGUGGCCUAAUGUUGCUGAUCGAUUACACCGGCGUCGCUAUGAAAGUGUUCCAGGACUGGGGAGCAACCGAAUUGAAAAUAGUGAUGGAAGCUUGGACCCGCUGCUAUCCAGUGCAAUAUCGCGAAAUACACGCAGCAAAGCUGCCCAAGAUGGCGAUCCCAAUCGUGGAGCAAUUGCUUUCAUUCGGAUCGCCCAAGUUCCGGGAGAUCAUACACUGCUACACUUCGGUUGCGGAAAUGCAGAAACAUAUGGAACCAUCGAUCACACCGAAGAAGUAUGGAGGCACCAUGGAGAUCGAUUUGAACGUCGUAAACAAGAGGUUUUGGGAUCGGAUGGUGGAGCUUGAAGAUGUCGUCACUGGCUUGGAUAAGAUGGAGAUCGAUAUGGACCAUUACACCGAGGUUUGGGACAAGCUGAACCCGGAUCUGAUGGAGGCUAGGUCGUUUAAGAAUUUGAUUUUCGAUUAGUCCUUUUACAUGACGAUCGAGCUGGUAAAGCUAUCGGAGUUAAACUGUUUGAAAGGUACACAG
Molecule: messenger RNA, 1173 nt
Organism: Anopheles aquasalis
Lineage: Eukaryota; Metazoa; Arthropoda; Insecta; Diptera; Culicidae
Product: clavesin-2
Cellular component (GO): membrane
Molecular function (GO): phosphatidylinositol bisphosphate binding
Source: RefSeq, a predicted model, not a curated record